This is a messenger RNA of Ictidomys tridecemlineatus (thirteen-lined ground squirrel), 2402 nucleotides long. RefSeq names its product SAP30 binding protein (gene Sap30bp). Gene Ontology annotation, cellular component: nucleus. Gene Ontology annotation, biological process: regulation of DNA-templated transcription. Lineage: Eukaryota; Metazoa; Chordata; Mammalia; Rodentia; Sciuridae. The record is from RefSeq and is a predicted model, not a curated record.
GUCGUCGUCUUUGAGUCAUAGGUGUGAGCCACGCCCAAGCUGUGGGAAUAAAAUGGCGGGGAAGAAGAACGUUCUGUCGUCUCUGGCGGUUUACGCGGAGGAUUCAGAACCCGAGUCUGAUGGCGAAGCUGGAAUCGAAGCUGUGGGCGGCGCGGCUGAAGAGAAAGGUGGAUUGGUGUCUGAUGCCUAUGGAGAUGAUGACUUUUCUCGCCCAGGGGGUGAUGAAGAUGGUUAUGAAGAAGAGGAAGACGAGAACAGCAAACAGUCGGAAGAUGACGAUUCAGAGACUGAAAAACCUGAGGCUGAUGACCCAAAGGAUAACACAGAAGUAGAGAAGCGAGAUCCCCAAGAACUAGUUGCCUCCUUUUCCGAAAGGGUCCGGAACAUGUCGCCUGAUGAAAUCAAGAUCCCACCAGAACCCCCUGGCAGGUGUUCUAAUCAUUUACAAGACAAGAUCCAGAAGCUUUAUGAGCGAAAGAUAAAGGAGGGAAUGGAUAUGAAUUACAUCAUCCAAAGGAAGAAAGAAUUUCGGAACCCUAGCAUCUAUGAGAAACUGAUCCAGUUCUGUGCCAUUGAUGAGCUGGGCACCAACUACCCAAAGGAUAUGUUUGACCCCCAUGGCUGGUCUGAGGAUUCCUACUAUGAGGCAUUAGCCAAGGCCCAGAAGAUUGAAAUGGACAAAUUGGAAAAAGCCAAAAAGGAGCGAACCAAAGCUUAUUGCAGGGACGUGUCUGCAGCGCCUGGGGACCGGAGCUGUCCUUCCCCUGUGCGGGCGGGCACCGCCUCCUGGAUUGAGUUUGUGACGGGCACCAAGAAAGGCACCACCACCAAUGCCACAGCUACCACCACAACCACUGCCAGCACAGCCGUCGCAGAUGCCCAAAAGAGAAAGAGCAAGUGGGACUCCGCCAUCCCAGUGACGACAAUAGCGCAGCCCACCAUUCUCACCACCACUGCCACCCUGCCAGCGGUAGUCACUGUCACCACCAGCGCCAGCGGCUCCAAGACCACAGUCAUCUCUGCUGUGGGCACCAUCGUGAAGAAAGCCAAGCAGUGACAGAGCCAUGCCAGGGCUUGACUGUGCAGCCUAGUGGCUGCUGUAUAUUUCAGGACUUGGACCUGCUCCCAAGGUGCCAUCUGAGAGGAGCCUCUGUGUGGCAUUCCAACCAGAAGGACAUUGUAGCAGAGGCAAAGGAUACAGCAGAUAGGGUCUGUCUGUCCACACACCACUUUGGGGUCUCACCCAAUUAAAAGUGUCGUGUUCUUCUGUCCCAGCAUCUGGGGUACACUGGCCUCUCCCACGGUUUGUUUGCAGGCAAAUGUGAAGCUCAAAUGCUCCCUCCAUCUUCUUAUUCAUGAUUAUUGAUUGCCUAAGGAUUGAUAGUGGGGUGAUGGAAGCCUGUGGCACUGCUCAGAGGGGUGCCCCAGUAAGUCACUGAUUGUUCCCACUGUCUGCCUCUUGGCAUGCUCAGGUGUGGCCCCAGGGAGGAGAGUGAGGCCUCUGGUUCUUAAGCAAGAGCAGACCUCAGCUGUCUUGGUGCAAUUGAGCACUCUACAGGCCGCUUCUUGGACAUGCCCAGGCUUUCAGAAUUAGGCUAGGUACCAGAAAGGCUGGGGUGAGAUCCCCAAUGUGCACCAGAGGGGGUUGGUAUGGGCACCUGGCCAAGGCCACCUAGUCCCUUAGUGCCCAGCAGGCGCAGCCAGUGAGAUCUGCAGUCGGGGAGAUGAAUCACCUCCUGCUCUGGCCGGCAGCAGUUCAUUGUUUAUGUGAAAGCACUGCUCCUGGGAGAGCUGCUGCCACCCCACCCUUCCUCUGUUGUUAUCUCUGCCCAGCAGCAGUCCCUGGGCAACACCAAUGGCUGACCAGCUUCUCUUGGGCCAAAAUGGGUUUCCCAACCACCACCAGCCUGAGAGUAGAGGGGGCAGUUUGCCUUUGAGGUCUCUGGCAGCUCUGGUCCAGCGGAAGCGCUGAGUGUCAAAGAAGGAAGCCGGGCUGUGAAAAGCUGUAGAUUCCAUGGGCCCGGCACAGACUGAGAAAGGUGGUCUUGAAAUUGAUGCCUGGUACUGUUAUGUGAUCUGAGGAAUAUGACAAACUAUCCCUAAUGUCGCCAAAAUAAAAAUAGUCACUCUUGCCCCAUCUUAUCCUUGGGACUUGGCCACCCUGGGGGAAUUGCUGCUGCCUGCUCAUCCUAAGAGGGUCUUUGUAAAGGCCCCCUUGCUCUCAGGCUCUGGGGGUUCCCCCAUAGCCAAGGAUACCAGGAGGUCUAGUAGAAGGCAGUGCAGCAGGGAAACAGAGUGCCAAGUACAGUGGGCAUCCACUGGUCUGGCAUCCUGGCCUAAAGCAAGUCCUGUGGUCUGUAUGCCACUCUGUCAAAUCAGCAAUAAAGCUUCAUGCAGAGGUU